Molecule: messenger RNA, 155 nt
Organism: Racocetra persica
Lineage: Eukaryota; Fungi; Glomeromycota; Glomeromycetes; Diversisporales; Gigasporaceae
Source: the annotation of a GenBank genome assembly
UUGAAGUUGAAGAUAUAGUAAAAGCAACAAGGGGUUUGGCUAGAACAUCAUUAGCACAAAUUAUGAUAAACUGUAGCAACGAAGAUAGUGAAUCAGAAAUAGAAGAUGUUGAACAAAAUAAUAAAAAACGGUUCAAAAAUCAAAAAAAAGCAAGG